AUGAAUCAAUAUGAAACGGAAAGGCGGCUUUGCUGGAGUUAUGGCCUGUUGGCCGUUUUGCUUAGUAUAUCAGUAGUGUGUAUUGCAAUUCCAUAUAAUCACUGGCGCACCACUCUUGAUGUAUGCCCUGGUGGAUAUUUCGAAAAUACUAAUUGUGGUUGCAUUUUGUAUGGCAUAAGCCUAUAUUCAUACUUUAGUGGUGGCCACAACGCUUACUGUUUAUAUGCUAUAUUUGCCCCAUUGCCUAUUUUAAUAUAUGCAAUGAUAAUGGCCUUAUUUCAUAUGUAUAGAGUAUGCAUCAAUAAUACUGGACAGUAUGAGGGCGAGAAAUCUACUACAGUAGAUGAAAUAGAAGGUGAAACCAUUGUUGUGUCUUCAAGAGCUAGGAUACCUCAACACAAUGAUGCAGUCAUAUAUUGUUGGAUACCUACAUCAUGCAUUGCUGCAAUAUUUGGGAUAUACAAUUUGGUUCAUGCUAUUAUUAUCACAGAUGGUUUUUUGAAAACAUGUUUUCAGUAUCGAGGACAUUUAGUUAAGGAAACCAAAGCUGCUGGUGAUGAAGCUACUGCCAUGCUGUUUCGAUUAAGUUGCCAAGCAAUAUUAGACUUUAUGGAUUAUAUACAAAAAAAUGCACCAGACAGUCAGCGUGGCGAUUUCAUCAACACUGGCGUUGCUUUACAGAUUGCGAUCUUUACUUCUUGGAUAGCAGUAAGCCUAUGGAUAAUUAUUACGGUAUAUACUGCUCUUAGGGCUUACAAGGAACGAAAUGUUAUGACAUGCUGUGGAAAUUAA
Molecule: messenger RNA, 792 nt
Organism: Parnassius apollo (apollo)
Lineage: Eukaryota; Metazoa; Arthropoda; Insecta; Lepidoptera; Papilionidae
Source: the annotation of a GenBank genome assembly